AUGUGCACCGGUCGAUUCGAGGCUUUCACUGGAGUGAUGCAGCGAGCAAGCUGUUGGCCGAAACGCUAUUCAUUCCAGGAACGGCAACGGCGUUGCGAAACUGGUGACAAGAAAUUAAUGGGUGACACCUCGCACGGCAUGAUGAGCCGCUCAAUAAAUGCUGGUUCACAGCGCAAGAACAACUCAGAAGAAGUGGCAAAGCGCAGGGCAGCACUACAAGAACAACUUGAGCAACGGCGUGAACAAUCAAGACGUCAACAAGAAGAGAGAAUGGCGAAAGCAGCGGCUCAAAAAGAAGAGCGUUUGGCGCGACAUCGCGAAAUUCAGCAGAGAGAAAUGCUGCGUGCGAAGGCUGUGCUGGAUCGAAGGGCUCAAGUGUUGGCAGAGGCUGAAGAAAAGAAGGCUGCGGUUCUAGCCAAAGCGCAUGCGGAGUCUUCACGUCUCGCUCAACAAAAAACACGACCAGUUUUUGCGUUCGGCAGUAGCACACCUCGUGAGUUGGGUUAUUUAACACAGCUUACCAAAGAGCAAAAGGUAUAUAAUCGCAAAUUACAACCAGAUGCUACAGCAGUGCUACCUGCUUCUUCUCAGUCGAGUAGUCCGUUUGGUCGCUUGCCUACAGGUCGCAUUUAUAAUAAUAGAAGUCCAAUGACAAAGAGUCUGUACGGGACACUGGUUAAUGAAGCAAAAACACGUUGUAAGCCCUUACCAGCUAAUAUGACUCAAUCAAUGGUUUCACCGAAAGCAGCUCCACCACAACGACAACUACUUAACAAAUCAUUGAACAAGGCACAAAAAAGAGUAUCAGAGGGUCGUAAUAAAGCAACAGCAACAUUAGCAUCAACACCACCGUCGUCGAAUAUCACGGUAAAUACAGCAAACAAAUACAAGUCUUCAAACAGUCAGUCGAAAUCGCCUUCAUCAAUGACACAUCCUGCAAAGGCUGUUGCCAUUGUGCAUGAUAAAAGGAUUCGAGAAGAGUCAAAAGAAGGGACUGUUAAUAAUACCAAUAUUGGUAUAAAGGCAAGCGCAAAUGUGAGUGCUGUAGCCGAUUCAGUAAUAUCGCCCAAAGUAUCGCCACCGAAUAUCACUAAUGACUCAUCAGUUGAAAAUAAAGUUGCAAUGAAUGAUGAUAAGCAAAAGGCGGUUAUCGAAGCACUAAUUGUGGAUGCAGUUAAGAAAGAACAACAGCAAGUCAAUGAAAACGUGGAGGUCGUUCACGAUUCUCCGAGCAAUGAGAACGUACACGUGAAUACUGUGCAACGGGGUGCGGUAAUCAAGGAUAUGGAUGAAAAUGUGAUGGAUGAAUCGAGGAUACUGCAAAUGACAAAUGAUACAUAUACUGAACCAGAACAGGUACAGAUGAUCAGUGAAUCACUUGUGGUUGAAGUGAAUGGUAGUGGUGGAGAGAAAGAUGAACAAGAAGAACGAAAGAUUACGUGGAAGGUGGGAAUGGGUGGUGAUAAUGAUAUCGAUGAUGGUAAUAGUGAUAAUAAUAAUAAUAAUACUAAUAAUAAUAAUAAUGAAGAUGGAAAUGCUCUAUUGGUAAGUUCUGGUAGCUGUCCGAGUGUGGGAGUGGAGAAGCAGAGUUUAGAUGAACAGAAUGCUAACGAGGUGUUGGCAACAGGCAAUGAUGGUGAAAGAGCGAUGCAUACAGAUGGUCAUUCAUCGCCGUCAUUCGAAUUAAGACGUGAUAAAGAAAACAAACAUGAUAAAAUGAUGAUGAACAACCAUUCGGAGGCAAGUGGUAGUAGUACGGUUGACAAACUUCAACAUUUCUCAUCCUCAUUAUCAAAUGUUGAUCAUGAUGAUAAUCAACAACAUUUAUCAUCAGCAACUCGACUUGACCAACUCCAACUUCGAACUGAACAAGAAGCACGUGAACGGGAACAACGUAAAGCUCGUCUGGCUGCCAUCAUGAAACGUACACGUGGUACGCCAACAGCCAUUGUUGCUCCUACACAAAAUAUUAUCACUGACGAGGGUAGUUUGCACGAGCCAUUGAAAGAUGUGGAGCAUACUUCAACUGUAAAUGUGAAUGAUAAUGCUACACCACAUGUUCUCAGUCACACUGCUGCUUCUGUUCUUCAGAAGUUGGCUUCAUCAAAUCCACGUCUGCUAUCCGUACUUCAGCGGAAUGGCUCGAACCCCUCGUUGGCUGAUGAGCUAACGACGGCUGACCCGUCAAUGACGCUUCCUGGUCAGCCGGAUGAGCCCUCUUCUCCUCAUGAAGCAAAUUCCACCGCACCCCUUCGUCCUAUUGACUUCCACUCAGAUGUUUCUCAGUCUAGUCUUGCAUUUUCGCGUUUAUUAGGCAACUAUCUCCCACCCGCUUUACCUUGA
This is a messenger RNA of Anisakis simplex (herring worm), 2343 nucleotides long. Lineage: Eukaryota; Metazoa; Nematoda; Chromadorea; Rhabditida; Anisakidae. The record is from the annotation of a GenBank genome assembly.